AUGUCAUCGGUAAUGCAUUACUAUCCCAUGCACCAGUCGGCAAAAGUUACCACCGGGGUUUAUCCAACACCAGUUGUGGGUUAUAAUAAUAUAAUGUAUCCCCAGCAAAUGUAUCCAACUCCAAUGGACCAAUCAUAUACGACUUCAGCAAACAACCUCUCAAAUGAUGUGGAAAUGCAACGUAUCUCCUCGGACGAGAGUAUACCCCAGUCGGAACCACCACGCACAAAAAUAAAGCGUUCCCGUACCGCCUUUACCAGUUCCCAACUUGUACAAUUGGAAAGUGAAUUUAAACGCAACAUGUAUCUCUAUCGUACCAGGCGUAUUGAAAUUGCCCAACGUUUGUCAUUGUGUGAGAGACAGGUGAAAAUUUGGUUCCAAAAUCGUCGCAUGAAACAUAAGAAGGAUAUUCAGGGACCCCAGGAAUCAAAGGCGGCUGUCAAGAGUGCCCAACCCCAUAGUGAACAGAAUGAACACAAGGGUAUUGUACAACGUCUAAUGUCCUAUUCUCAGGAUCCAAAUCUACAACCAGCUGAAAAACGUACCUACAGCUCGGCAUUCCCUGCAACGAAUGUUGCCGUACCCCUUCCAAAGACUAAAGAAAUUCCUGCACUACCACCAAAAGUAAUGACCACACCUCAUGUGGUACAACCUCAACCAUCAUUUACACCAGAUCUAAAUGAAAUACUCGAUCAUUUAUCGGAAAGUUCACCCAGCAGCAGUAGUCAAAACUCCUCCUCAUCAUCGCUAAAUACCUCCUCAUCAUAUUCAUCUCCCUCAUCCUCCGCCUCCUCCUCUUCAUACAGCUUAGAUAUGGUCUUGCAAUCAAUUAAACAAGAUUUGGAAAUGUCAGCUCAGGCAUGGUCACGUAACUCCCAAAAUUCGCAACAAUAUCCCAGUAUACCAAAUUCUGCCCCCACACCCAUACCUUCAAUGAAUGUUAGCUGGGGUGAACCCAUGGCCAAAUCGAUGAAAUUCAAUCGCAGUCACCUGAAUCCUUCGACGAUGUAUUAUAACUAUCAAAAUCCACCACCACAAUAA
Messenger RNA from Musca vetustissima, 1041 nucleotides. RefSeq names its product protein zerknuellt 1. The record is from RefSeq and is a predicted model, not a curated record. Bases 1 to 1041 code for a protein of 346 amino acids. Lineage: Eukaryota; Metazoa; Arthropoda; Insecta; Diptera; Muscidae. Gene Ontology annotation, cellular component: nucleus. Gene Ontology annotation, molecular function: RNA polymerase II cis-regulatory region sequence-specific DNA binding; DNA-binding transcription factor activity, RNA polymerase II-specific. Gene Ontology annotation, biological process: regulation of transcription by RNA polymerase II. The transcript has 2 exons.